CCGCGGGCCUCGCCACUGUCACUUUUUCUCAUCCCCUUGACGUUGUUCGUACCAGGUUCCAAGUUUAUGAUGGAAGAAUCUCGAACGUCCCAGCUUAUAGGAACACUCCUCAUGCUUUGUUUGCCAUUGCUCGAACUGAGAUAGAGUUGAUUCAGUCAGCCUCAUGACAUAAUAAUAGUGAGAAACUCUGUCACACUUUGUCAAUCACGAUCAAACAUAUCACCGACAUAUGCUUUUGAAGAUGAAGGGCCUUAGAGGACUUUAUGGUGGCUUUUACCCUGCUGUUCUUGGGUCAACUAUUUCAUGGGGUUUGUAUUUUUUCUUUUAUAGCAAGGCUAAGCAAAGGUAUCUAAGAAACAGAGAGGAGCUGAGUCCAGGCCUUCACCUUGCUUCAGCUGCAGAAGCAGGAGCGCUGGUCUGUUUUUGCACCAACCCUAUUUGGCUUGUGAAAACAAGAUUGCAACUUCAGACUCCUAAUCAGAUUCGUCCAUACACCGGGUUUCAUGAUGCUUUAAGAACCAUAUUCAAAGAUGAAGGAUGGAGGGCACUUUACAAGGGGCUUAUGCCAAGCCUAUUUUUGGUUACACAUGGUGCUAUUCAGUUCACGGCAUAUGAGGAACUUCGCAAAGUUCUUGUUAGCUUGAAAGCUCAGGAAAAUGAAAAUCCUCUUGCUACAGCUGCUGACUUGUUGGAUUCAGUUGACUAUGCAACACUUGGAGCUUCUUCUAAGCUGGUAGCCGUUCUUACAACAUAUCCAUUUCAGGUUGUGCGAUCCCGAUUGCAGCAACGACCAAGUACAACUGGAGUUCCGAGAUACAUGGAUAGCUGGCAUGUUGUGAAGGAAACUGCAAGGUUUGAGGGCAUACGAGGCUUCUACAGAGGUAUCACAGCAAACGUGCUGAAAAAUGCGCCUGCAGCUUCGAUUACGUUCAUUGUCUAUGAGAAUGUCCUAAACAUGCUAAAAUUUUCUAGGAGAGAGCAUUAGUUCUCUUACAUCCUGUCGUAGCAUUAGGAUUUCUACACUGGUGAGACUAUUUCUGGAAAAAGUAUAUUCAGAUUUGAUAGGAGUACAAAUAGAAUCAUGAUGCCGCUUUAGGAGAAUGUAAAAAGGAGUCAAUAUACUGGCUGGUGUGGUGUACUUUUACAAUAUUUCUAGUCUUUGUAAUUUAUCAGAAAAGAAAUAUUCGUUUGACUCUUUGUUAAACUACUCACGAAACUGUUUCUGUAACAAGAAUAAUUGAUGAAGCUAUUCUUUGACAUCUAACAAAACUGUCUUGUUCCUUAAAUGCAUGUUCUUGGUUGACUA
Capsicum annuum is the source of this 1306-nucleotide messenger RNA. Its product is annotated as folate transporter 1, chloroplastic. Gene Ontology annotation, biological process: nucleotide transport; folate import into mitochondrion. The record is from RefSeq and is a predicted model, not a curated record. Gene Ontology annotation, molecular function: FAD transmembrane transporter activity; folic acid transmembrane transporter activity. The transcript is spliced from 12 exons. Bases 230 to 985 code for a protein of 251 amino acids. Lineage: Eukaryota; Viridiplantae; Streptophyta; Magnoliopsida; Solanales; Solanaceae.